Lotus japonicus is the source of this 449-nucleotide messenger RNA. Its product is annotated as NADH dehydrogenase [ubiquinone] 1 beta subcomplex subunit 3-B-like. Gene Ontology annotation, cellular component: mitochondrion. Gene Ontology annotation, biological process: mitochondrial respiratory chain complex I assembly; electron transport chain. Lineage: Eukaryota; Viridiplantae; Streptophyta; Magnoliopsida; Fabales; Fabaceae. Bases 30 to 254 code for a protein of 74 amino acids. The record is from RefSeq and is a predicted model, not a curated record. The transcript has 2 exons.
AGAGAGAGAGAGAGACAAGAGAGGACAAGAUGGCAUCUAGCGGAGGCGGAGCAGGAAAGAAUACGGCGGAGUUCUUCCGGAGGAGGGACGGCUGGAGGAAGCAUCCGAUGCUCGGCAAUCAGCUGCGUCACGCCACACCUGGUCUCGGCAUCGCUCUCGUUGCCUUCGGGAUCUACCUCGUCGGCGAACAAGUCUACAAUCAGAUGAACGCUCCUUCUCAUUCUCACCACCAUGUCAAGGCUGGGGAGCACUGAGAAGAUUGAUUUCCCCCUCCUUUUGUUUUGUUGUUAGUGUUACUGUUGGUUAAUAAUAACUUGACAUUCAAUGUCGUAUAAAUUACCAACCGUGUUAUGUUGGCUUCUUCAGCUGUAUCAUGUAUGUAUAUGGCUACUUUAAUCCCCUCAUUUCAAAUGUUUCUGCUGUGAAUGAACUACUUUUGUUUGCUUUCA